Molecule: messenger RNA, 4307 nt
Organism: Closterium sp. NIES-65
Lineage: Eukaryota; Viridiplantae; Streptophyta; Zygnematophyceae; Desmidiales; Closteriaceae
Source: the annotation of a GenBank genome assembly
CUUUUCAAGUAGCGACCACCAAGGCUAAGCGCGCAUUCACGGAUUUAAGACGCGACGCACCUCCGUCAGAAGCGCCGAUUCCGUCUAGCCUUCCGACAUCCCCACCAACACCCCCGCAGCCUUCUCAUGGGUGGGGUUAUCCGUGGUUGCUCAAGGCAAGCCCCAAGACCAGCCACUCGGAAGAACUCAGCAGAAGAGUCGCUGAGCUGUCAAAGGAACCGCAAAAGUUUCUCAUGGUGGGGGUUUCAGACGACCGCGCGGAGCACUACGUGAAUCUUGAGAGCGCGCUGCUUUCUGCUCCAGCUAUUCUCGAGGCGGACGAUCACCUGAGCAGAAUCUUUUCGGAAUUCGUGCCUCGGCUGGUCUCGGAACGGGAGUUUUGGAAGCGGUAUUUCUACGUGGUGGCGAAGGUGGAGCUCGAAUUAGAGCACGAGGAGGACUGGGGUGCUGCGGACCCUUCUCCCCUCGGCUCCCCUGCCAGUGUGGGAUCGCACGGACGGCUUUUCUCGCUUCCCAUGUGGCAUCCUAAGGAACGGGACAUGAAUGGUAGCACUUGCAGCACAACGACGAGCGUGUGCAGCUUUGGAGGAAACGUGGACCCGCCCAAUAUCCCAUCCUCUGUGCUCCUGCGCAAUCUCGCCCAGGCUGUCAGCUACUCUGCUCCGUUUGCGACGCUCAAGGACCUGGUAGCCCACAAUGGCAAGUGGCCGGGCACUGCCCUCGCACAGGCUGUGGGAGCUGGGAUUGGCCGAGCCUUCUCCCUCUCCUCUAUAUCGAAUGUAAACGACAUUGACACCACGGAUGACAUGAUUCAAAGGCUUUUAAGCUCAGCAACAGGAGAAGAGGCCGCAUUUGAUUGCAGCUGCGACACCUUCAGCGGCAGCAGCAGCGGCGGUAGUGGCACGAGCAACGGCAAGCCCCCCCAGGAAAAGCCGAGCGAUGCCGCCCCGCUGGCAGCGACCGCCCUGGUGCACUCAGUGCAUGGAGCAUAUCCGGACAGCUUUGUGGCGCAGGUGGCGGCGCUCAUGGCAGAACUACCUUCGGAGAAGGACAUGGCGCAGCUGUGGCUGGCGCUGGUAGAACAGCUGCGGGUGCGGUGGAAGCAGGGGGUGCCGGUGCCGCAUGUAGCAGCAGGCAGGCACGGCCCGGACCUGCGGCUGUGCGAGGUGAUGCAGCACCUGCAGCUGCUCAACUGCUGCAUCGCCCGCCAGCGCCGACGCAAGACUAUCGGGUUCGCGUGUAAGCUUCCAGGCUCAGCAGCAGCAGGAACAGGUGCUGGUGGUGGUGUUGUGGGAAGGGGUGGCAGCAGGAAGAUCAGGGAAUCGUUGUCAGAAGGUGCUGCGGGUUUUGCUGUUACUGCAGGUGCUGCUGGUGUGGGUAGGCCUAGUAGCAGCAAUGUCAGGGCAGUUUUGUCAGAAGGGGCUGAUUGUGGGAGCGACAUGGCAGCAGCAAGCACUGACGGCUCAGAGCCCUGUGAUGCUUCAAAAGGUGCUGUUGCUGCGGGGAGAAGCGCGAGAGACGUUUGCCUAGGAGGAGCAGAGGAGCAGAGCAGAGCAGAGGAGACGCUGGAAGCACAAUGGGCAGAUACUGAAACUCUGAAUCGCAGUAGUGAAGCCACAUGCACCGUGCCUGAAGCAGGGGGGAAUGCUGGCAUGGAAUCCUGUGACUGCAUUAUGAAUUCAUCUGAGGAGCCUCCCUUUUACACAGCAGCAAGGGGAGGAGCAGGAGGAGCUGGAGAUGAUUCAUGCGGUGCGGAUGAUGAUCUGGCAGCGGGGCCGUGCUGGAAUCGGGACUGUCCAGGUCAGCACCUGUUUCUAUGUGACACGUGCUCUCUGCCAUGUGGGAAUCACCCACCAGUGGAGCAUACGGGUCAGGUAUCGCCAGGGGCGGCGCCGGGGGCAGCAGCAGCAGAGUAUCACCUUGACGCAUGCUAUGCGCGGGUGCAGUCAGGGAGGCGUGUGCUGCGGAGGGGCGUCAAGGAGCAGUCAAAGAGCCUGCGGUUGCUGGAGACCGGCGAGCCGCUGUGCAUCCCUGUGACCCAGGACGGGCCUCUGAUGACCGAGUCAAGUGUGCGGGAGAGCGAGGAACUUAUCAUGCGCACUAAGAGCUUUGGGACUGGUCACAAGCAGCUCUUCUCGGACAUGCAAUCUUUCAAGGCGGCCAACCCCGGGUGUGUCUUGGAGGACUUUGUUCGCUGGUACUCCCCACCCGACUGGUCGCCACUCCCUCAGUCGCCUUCCGUUCACUCACCCUCUCCCCAUACACCGUCUGCCAAACCUCCCACUGUACAAACACCCACUCUCGACUCGGCCUCGCUCCCCUCACCCACCUCCCACACAUGUGAACUUGCUUCCGAGGCAAAGACUCCCUGUGCUGCCACAUGUGCUGCUUCCUGUGCCGCGUCUCACGGCCGAGAGAAAGUGGGCCAGGCUGCAGGGAGCGCUGCAGGGGGAAGAAUUGACUCUACACCCAAAAAGACGGGUUACCUCAGCGUGCGGAUGAAGGCUUCAGAUAACCUGUGGCAGCAGCUGUGGAACCGCGCUCGACCGCUGCCCAUCGCUCUCCAACCCCCCUUGGUGGACUACGACUAUGCUGCCUGUUCAAGUGUGUUUCCCUUCUUCUCCCCUCCUCCCCUCCUCCAUUCCGCCAGGGAGAAGAGCCUUACCUGGCUGGAGAGCAUUCCCCCAUCCCACCUCUUUGCAGAGCUCUUCACCGCACUCGUUGUCGCUGGAUUCUCUGCCGCUGCCUCAGCAUACCACACUCCCCCCACCACCUCCUCCUCGUCUUCUCUCCCCGCAAGACGACAGGAUGGCUGGGUGCGUGUUAAUGGUUCAGACGUAGCAGCAGCAGCAGCUUGGAAGCAAGAUGGGGAGGAGGAGGAGGAAGGGGAAGGGGAGGGGGAAGGGGAGGGGGAGGAGGAGGGGGAGGAGGAGGGGGAGGGAGAGGCCUGUGUACAGGCAACAGCAAAUGGGCACAUCAGAGCCCGCGUGGCGGAGUGCUGCCGCUACGUGGCUGGCGCAUGCACGAGGGGAAUGAGCGAUGACAAGAUAACCAACGUGUGCCUUGUAUACGAGAUGAUGGAGGAUAUAGUGGUGGGCCCGCAAGCCAAGGCGCAGCUUCCCAGGGCCAACACGUCAGCCUCUCAAGACGCCCAACCUGUGUCCACACUCAAGCCCUCGCUCCUGCAGCAGUGGCAGCAGUGGCACUCCAAACCCUCCGCCAAACCCCACGACAACCACCAAUACCCGCCCGGCGACGCUCACCCGAUCGAGCCUCUCCCAGAAAACGCCCUUUUGAGCAACCCUCAACCAAACGACCGUCAUGACAACGACACUCACCAAAACGACAAGGAGGAUGACAAUCACGCGUGCUCCGACUCAGAGCCAUACGACACACGAAGCCUCUCCGAUGCUUCGUGCGGCACAGGCGGGUUUUCUCCUGAGCCCAGCACGUCUCCUCGCAUCCACCCCCCCGCCAACACACCUGCUCGCCGGUUCUCCAUCCUGGGAGCUGGAUCGAGCUUUCCUUCCUUCCCCACUGCGAGUUUUCCCACAAGCCCCAUGUUUGGGUCUAUCGACCUCUCCUCCCUGCAUCAGUACAACCAGCAGCAGCAGCCACCCCAGCAGCAGCAGCAGCAGCAGCAGCAGCAGCAGCAGCAGACAAUCCAGCAGCAGCAACAGGUGGUUGAAGAGGGUUCAGCUGGUCAAAAGGAUGCUGUAGAGCCUGUGACUGCGCAGCUUUCUGCAUCGUCGAGUUUUGUUAACCGCGUGGCAAUGUGGGCUGGGCUUGGCGCUGCAGGGAGUGGGAGAGGCCUAGGGGGAGAGCAGGCGAGUGCACAGGAGCAGCAGCAGGUGCAGGAGCAGCAGGUGCAGGAGCAGCAGUUGCAGAAGCAGCAAGAAGAGGAGUCUCUGGUAAUCACUGUCUCUGCAAACGGUGGUCUUGAAGCUGCUGCUGCUGCUGCUGCGGCCGCUGCCGCCGAUGCUGACGCUUCUGCCACCGCUGCCACCACUGCCAUCACUGCCACCGCUGCCACUGCUGUUGAUGGUGCUGCUGCUGAUGCACCUUCCCUGCCGGUUCUUGAAGAGAGCGAGGGGGGAGAGAACGCGGGAAAAGAUGCAAAGGAGGAGUUCACUGAUAACGAUGAUGGUGAGGAUGUGAAGCCCAACAGACCCUUGACUGCACCUGCUGCUGUGAGCUUCAGAGGGUUCCGGAAGGUGGACAUGACAAACCUUCGAUUCCUCCCACACCCACUGCGCCAAGCUGCCACUGUCGCUGUCAGUGGCAUGCCUGCCAGUCAGCAGCUCUAA